GCCUCAUCUCAGGCCCAAGACAAGGUACCUGGAGACUUUGCUGGUUGAUUUGCUUGGCCCUUGCAUCACCCGCAACCCACCCUCCAACCCACCCCCCUUUUUGUCUUUCCGUCAAUCGCUUCCCGCGUACCUUUCUAUUUCAAGCACUGAGCAGCCCGGCGUAGCACGUGGGAAGCCGGGAUUCAGAUGUCCACCGAUUCCGCCGGGAGCCAAGCCUCCCAGGCCAUGCUCCACAUGCUGGACUAUAUAUCCACGCACGACCAUGAUCAUUUCGAAUGGGACGACCAUGGCAGGGAAGAAUCCGAGGCCUGGCUCCGUCCGGUCCAGGACGCUGGGCUCAGUCCCCAGAAGCACAAGGUUUUCAACCACGCAAACAAGGAGUAUCUCAAGCCUCCUCAGCCUUUUAUCCAGAUAGGUCCUGAGCUGGGCGAUUCCGGCUCGACCAUCGUCUACAAGGUCAGCCCUCCGGACGAUCAAGGCUACAGACGACCCCUGGCCCUCAAAGUCAUUGUUUGCAAAGAAAACGCGCGCCCGCCUGGCCCUGACAGCAAUGUGCGCAAGCUGGCCCUGCAAGAGGUGCGAAACAUGGUGGCGGUGCGCCAUCCUCACAUCGUAGUCUACGUAGCUUCGUUUGAGGAUUAUUGCAUCUCCAACCGCCAGGUCCGCCAGCGCCGUGCUGCUGGUACUGGUGCUCGCACCGUCUUCAGGAGAGUCGAUCAACAGAUCAAGCGUCACAUACUCGGCAUCGCCAUGUAUCCUCCGGCCCAAUGCAAUCUACGAACUUUGAUGCUCGAUAUCGCGUCCGCUGCUGCCCACUCACCACGUACUGCUGAAGAGGAAAAUUGGAUGGUACAAUAUCUCCAUUCAUAUUUUGGUUGCCUGUCCCAAGCUGUGAGCUAUCUGCACAAGUCAACAGUACGCAUACGACACAAGGACAUCAAACCCGAGAACGUUGUCAUUGACGAUUUUGGCUUUCCUCUGCUCACCGACUUUGGGCUUUCCAAGCACUUUGAAACAGGCCAGCACUCUCAAGGACCUACCGCUAAGACGCUCAAGUAUGCCGACCCAGAAGCAAUGCAGGAGACGCAGCGCGAUGAGAGGUCUGAUGUCUUCUCACUUGGUUGUGUCUUCCUCGAGAUGGUGACCGUACUACUCGGGAAGCCUCCAUCGCAUGCCGAGGAGCAGCUUGAGCGCAUGGCAGGUAAUGCCGAUCAAGUUGGCGAGUUCAAGUACACCGAUGCGUUAGACAACUUACAAGAAUACAUCGAUCAUCUCGAACAGGUGGCAGAAGAUCAACUUGAUGCGCUUCCAUCUCCAUCGCCGGACAGGCCCACACUAUCAACGAACCUUCCGCCGUCCAUGCCAAAAUCACAAUCCUUCAAACAGAGGGAGAAAACUCGGCAAAUAGAGAGGGAAGCAUCCCUAAUCGGCGUCAUCAAGGUCCUCAGACCCAUCAGAAGAAUGAUGGAUCACGAUUACCACGUGCGCCCCUACGCCAGGGACCUUUACCCCUUGUUCCGCCACCUCUACGAUAUCUACGAAAGCCCCGGUCGCUGCGAAAACUGCGAGGAACAGAUGCUGACAGGCAGGUCGCGUCCGCCAACACGGGCGCCGACCAUAGUGGGGGUGGCCGCCAAUGGCAGACAGCUAUCGCUACAGCGGACGAGGUCGAACAGCCCGACUUUGGCCAAGAGUCCUACAGCUGGUUCGUUUACUAUUAGGAGAGUGAGGGCGAAUUCACUGUACAUGGUCAAGCAGCAGGCGUCGCAUUCGCCAACGGAGGCGGUGGGCAUAGCAUAUCCGCAUAAUGGGCAUAAGGUCUGAUCAUGAGCCAUGAGCUGGCGU
Messenger RNA from Neurospora hispaniola, 1845 nucleotides. RefSeq names its product kinase-like domain-containing protein. Gene Ontology annotation, molecular function: protein serine/threonine kinase activity; ATP binding. The transcript has a single exon. Bases 187 to 1824 code for a protein of 545 amino acids. The record is from RefSeq and is a predicted model, not a curated record. Gene Ontology annotation, biological process: peptidyl-serine phosphorylation. Lineage: Eukaryota; Fungi; Ascomycota; Sordariomycetes; Sordariales; Sordariaceae.